AUGCCGUCUACCGCCGCCGCCGCCAACGAGGACAGCGUUCUUUUCGCCACACCACUAGGUCCAGCACCCAAGCGAAGAGGAAGACCGCCCAAAAAUGUAAAAGUUCCUAAGGAUGAAGUUGACUCAACAGAGACUGAAAAUACGGACUCAACAGUAUUGCUACCGGCCAGCCAAGGAGAAAGCCGGAGGCGUAGUUCACGUUUAAAGAAGCUAGAAAAAGAAAAAGAACCGGACUUAAACGGCAUCAGCAAUGGCCACACACUCUCAAAUACUCAUCACACUGCUUCUAAGGAAAAAAGUAAAUCAAAGAAACAUAGACAUCAUAAAAAACACGAGCUUGAUCAUCCCACCGCUACAACGGACUGCCAAAUCACUGCCAUUGCUGAAGCGCCACAACCACAACCGAUUAAUGCUGAGAAACAUGAUGAGCCUCCAAAGGAGCUGGAAAGUAGCAGUAAGGUUCUUCUCAACCGAACCAAUGAAGUUUGCAAUGAAAGUUAUCCUAAGUUUGAAGAGAUCGAUGCGAACAUCUUUUGUUGUGAAAGGAAAAAGUCAAAGGGCCAAAAGGAGAUCAAGAAAAUGGUCUGCGACUGCAUCCUCUCAAAAGAAGAUCGGAUAAAUGGGUUUAGAGGGUGUGGUGACGACUGCCUCAAUCGUAUGCUUAUGAUAGAAUGCGGCUCUCGAUGUACUCUCGGUGACCUUUGCUCCAAUAAGCGAUUUUCAUUGAAACAAUAUGCAAAAGUCGAACCUUUCAAGACGCUCAAUAAGGGAUGGGGUCUCAGGACACUGGAGGAUUUGCCACCGCACUCCUUCAUCAUGGAAUAUGUUGGCGAAGUCGUUGAUGCGUUUGAUUUCUACAAGAGAGUCGAAAAGUAUGAAAAGCGAAAAACGGAACAUCACUAUUUUAUGGUUUUGCAAGCCGACGAGUUUAUCGAUGCAACUCGCAAGGGAAACGUAACUCGAUUCAUCAACCAUAGCUGUGAUCCAAACAGUCAAACGGAAAAGUGGACCGUGAACGGCGAACUUCGAGUUGGCUUCUUUACAUUCAAACAUGUAAAAGCUGGCGAGGAAAUCACUUUUGACUAUCAGUUUCAGCGAUAUGGCAAAAAGGCGCAAAAGUGUUUCUGUGGGACUGACAAGUGUUGCGGGUACAUUGGCGGCAAGAGUGCCAACAUCUUGACUGACGGCUCGAAGAUUCCUACAAAGGCCAACAAGUCAAAGAAGAAGACGAAAAAGUUGGAUGAAGAGCAAAUUAGCAAUCUGGAGUAUGAACAAAGAGGCCUUCGAAACCGUCAAACAACUCUUGAAGUUUCUCAGAUUAUGAUUCGCACAGAGAAGAUGCAUCUGAAGCUGAGAUUGAUCAAAAUUAUCAUGUCUACUGUUGAAAUUGCCUACCUGCGGCUGUUCCUCGAUUAUUACGGCUUAAAAAUAAUCAGGAACUGGAUGUUGUCGACGGGAAAUGACGCUGAAGAUAUUCAGCUAAAAGCUCGUCUACUAGAGCUUCUGAUGAUUUUGCCGAUUCCAAACAAAACGAUGCUCAUUCACAACAAGGUGCUAGAAACAGUGGAGCGAUGGGCACAAAGUGAUAGCCCGGAAAGCAGCCAGUACAUCAACCCACCCAAUGCUGAUGCAACAAACAAAGUAAACGGUGAUGAUGUUGGUGGUGAUGGUGAGAAUGGCGUCAAAGAGGAGAGUGAAGAGGCGAAGAAGUCACCAGCAGAAGAGCUGCCUAAACUUGCCGAAAAGCUGGUCACAAAGAGCAGUGCAAAAGAGGAGACUGAAAAGAGCUCUCCCACUGCAGAGGAAAACAUUACCAUCGGACAACUUGCCCAGAAAGUGCUAGACCACUGGAAAGAUCUCAUUUUUGUGCUCCGAAUUCCUCGCCUUGAAAUAGAGAAACGUCACGCGGAUGAAGCAGAGGCAGAUAGAAAGACAAAGGAAGACGAAGAUAAGCAGACACAUCAAACUCCAGCCAGUGCUGCUUUGAAGCGUCCCAAUGAGGAGGAGUACCAUGCCGGUGGACACAAAAGACGAUUUUUGAGAAGUCUGACUGAUGCUGGCAGAGAUGCAGGUGCACCAAGGCGUCCCUUUACCGGCAACCACAACCACACCUCUUCAAAUCACAGGGAUGAUACUGCAAGUGCAGCAACGUUAGCUGAAAGGCAGCAGGAUAAGGAGCACCGGCGCCGAAUGUUUGAAUACAAUGAGUAUCAGAACGCGGUGAUAAAGUGGAGAAAACAAAUGGACGACUACAACAUGCAAGUACUGGAAAUAAGCCCACUGAUGGCGCUGCAGCAACUCGAAAACGGUUCUCCUCUUUCAGUCGACAGUCAAAGUCUGGCGACGUCGAUCACGCCUGGUAGUGCUUCCACUCUACUCCAUCCACAGCUAUCGUCGCCCUUAGUACCAGGACAGGCACCGGAGGCUUCAGGUGACAGUUCAGAGAACCCCACGUCGAUUGAAAAGAUGUACGACAAGGAGACGGAAGCAUAUCUGGAGAGAAAAGAAGAGGAAGAGGUUAAAAUUGAGCUGACGCUGAAGGACAUUGUGCCAAAGUUUGACAGUCCACUCAUCAUUCUCCUGGACGACGACAGUGUCCCUGCGGAGAAAGAUGUCACCCUCUCGCCGCAUGCCAUCGACAAUGUGGACUACAAUGAAGUCCGCUACUACUGCGAUGACGUCUUUGAGAGCAUGGAGAAGAGACUCUUUGAUGAAAUCUACCCGCCCCAGGGUAUCUUCUACAUUGCCCCCACUGGCGAAACCUACUUCCUCUCAAUGCCCAGUGAUCUGAGUCAGAGCGUUACCGUGCGGGAGAACGUCGCCGAGCCGUUGCCGCUGAGCUACACCAAGCGAACCUCGGCGAACAUCAUGCUGCCGCUGAACUGCGACUGGAGCUGCGCCGAGGUUGAAGGCGAAACGUACUACUUCAACAAGCAUAAGCAAAUCAAACAGUGGAACCCACCGCAGAGCAAUCAGAUUGGCACCUUCACGCCGAUGAUCGCCAUACCGGAGUCGAAGCCACUGCCGCUCCGAAUUAAGCGGAACAAGGAGCUGGUCGACCUGGAGCAGAACUUUGAGAAGCACAUUCCCGUUGAGAAUCGGCAGCAUCUGUUUCGCAUUCGCCGUCAGCUGUCAGCGCAUGUCGUCAAGUGUCUGUCGCCGUACAAUCGUCGAGACUGCAAACACGGUCGAAUUACCAGCCAUGAAGAUUUCAAGUACCUCGCACGAAAAAUUACCCACCACGUGAUUUAUAAAGAGUAUCAGCACCAAUCGACAAUCGGGAAGCCAAUCGACAAGAUGGUUUGCUCGGAUUCGGUGAAGGGUAAGACGAAGGAAUAUGUGAAAGCGUACAUGAACAAGUACAAACGAGAGUAUCGUCUAAGCUAG
Rhagoletis zephyria (snowberry fruit fly) is the source of this 3387-nucleotide messenger RNA. NCBI's taxonomy places the organism in Eukaryota, Metazoa, Arthropoda, Insecta, Diptera, Tephritidae. The record is from RefSeq and is a predicted model, not a curated record.